UCUCGCGCCUCGCCUCGCUACUCACUCCAACACCAUGUCUCGCCCCUCUGCCUCUGCCGCCGCCGCUGCCGCCGUGGCCAAGCCUGCCUCUUCCGCUGCACCUGGCUCGACAGCUCAGGCCUCGUCUGGUGACUUGGACGCUGCCGCCCUGGCUCUGUCUCUCACCUCUGGCCCCCCUACCUCGAUCCGCCUGGACGGUCUCGCCCUCACAAAGCUGGUGAAGCACUCCAAGGAUGCCCACCCUUCCACAGCUACUGGACUACUUCUCGGUCUCAAUCUAGAGGGGGCUCUCGAAGUGACAAACCUCUUUGGUCUGCCGCGGAACGCUCUCAGGAGCGACGACUCGAACGAUGAGCGCGGUAACGCAGCUGCCUCUGCUGGCUCGUCAAAUGCAUCUGCUACUCGCCAUAUUACCACUGCCCUCUCGCUGCUGUCGUCCGUGAAUGCUGAUGCCAACCCCGUGGGAAUCUAUGUCUCGUCGUUCUUGGGAUUGGGAGCCAUCUUCACCUCGCAGGUGCUGGAGGGAUUGAAGCUCGUUGGAAACUUGAUGGACAAGGAGGGAGCUGCUAGUGCCAAGGGUGGAGACGGAAUGGAGAGGGCCGUGGUGCUCGUGCAUGACCUGGCGCAGUCCGCUCAAGGCAACACAGUGGUGAAAGCCUACCGUCUCUCCUCUGAAUUCGUUGCUGCCUACAAGAGCAACGACUUCACCACAAAGGGUCUGAUUGACCAUCGCCUGACCUCCUCCUCGGUCUUCCACGAGCUGCCCCUUUCUCUCCACAACACUGCGCUCCUGGACGCCUUCAUCUCCACCCUCUCAACGCCAUCAGCCCCUGCACCCUCCAUCCUCCCCCCUUCGAGCUCCUCGCUUCUAUCCCACCCGCCGCGAUCGGCUAUCGAGCCAGCCUACACAAACCUAGCCCUCGCCCACACCCCCGUCCUGUCGUCUGCCUUGGAGCAGACACUGGAGCAGGUAGACGACUACCUCAGCGAAGCCGGCAACGUGGGCUUCCAGUCCCGCCAGCUCGCCCGGGAGCGCACCAAGCUCGAAGCCUCGAUCGCUCGCAAGCGCACAGAGAAUGCUGCCCGUGUGGCUCAAGGAUUGGCGGCUCUGCCUACGCUGGGAGAAGAGGAGAGGAAGCUGGCAAAGCUGCUCAAGAGCGAGCCCAACAGGCUCGAGACGACGCUCAUGCUUGGUGCACUCGAUGCAAAGGCCAGGAGGACUGCAGAGGAGAGUGCAGCGGCUACCGUCAGACUCGAGGGCGCCAGGGCGGGCACCAUCUAAGCCUUAUGCGGUGUAUCCCGUUCAAAAUUAUGCAGCAUCGCCAUGUUGCAUGCGUUCCUCUUUCCUCAUUCUCGCCUUGUCUUGUAGAGUACCUCUAGACAAUGUAUACACAUUCGUCACCUUUGCUACAAAG
This is a messenger RNA of Microstroma glucosiphilum, 1415 nucleotides long. RefSeq lists its product as hypothetical. Gene Ontology annotation, cellular component: eukaryotic translation initiation factor 3 complex; cytoplasm. The record is from RefSeq and is a predicted model, not a curated record. Gene Ontology annotation, molecular function: protein binding; metallopeptidase activity; translation initiation factor activity. Lineage: Eukaryota; Fungi; Basidiomycota; Exobasidiomycetes; Microstromatales; Microstromataceae. The transcript has 2 exons. Bases 35 to 1282 code for a protein of 415 amino acids.